This is a messenger RNA of Cervus elaphus (red deer), 1287 nucleotides long. Its product is annotated as src substrate cortactin-like. The coding region runs from base 414 to 902 and encodes 162 amino acids. Gene Ontology annotation, biological process: regulation of actin filament polymerization. The record is from RefSeq and is a predicted model, not a curated record. Gene Ontology annotation, molecular function: actin filament binding. NCBI's taxonomy places the organism in Eukaryota, Metazoa, Chordata, Mammalia, Artiodactyla, Cervidae. Gene Ontology annotation, cellular component: plasma membrane; site of polarized growth; lamellipodium. The transcript is spliced from 7 exons.
AGGUGGAGUUCUGGGACCACAGCAGGAACCAGCGCUGUCAACCCCUGGGCUCAGCAGCGCCCUCAUUCUCAGGCCGGCGGCUCUGCCCUGACCUGCGCAGGAAGGCCACCAACUGCCCCAGGCUGACCUCACGCCCCUCCCACUGCUUUAGCCUGACCUCACCCAGCCCCACCCCUUCCGGCAGAACCAGAGCUCGUCUUCCUAGCGGCGGGCGCGGCGGGCGCGGCGGUGGCUGGGCAGUGUCUAGCCGGGCCAGAUCGACCCUGGGCGUCGACAGAAACUCUCCCCAGUGCCUGGGAAUUCUUCAUUGGAUUACUGCGUUUUCAGCAGCGUUUUCUGAGCGUCUCAAAUCUACACCUGGAGAAGAAAGAUGUGGAAAGCCUCGGCCGGCCACACUGUGUCCAUCACCCCGGAUGACGGGGGAGCCGACACUUGGGAGGACUGCCCCCGAUUUUGUGAAUGACGUAAGUGAAAAAGAGCAGAGAUGGGGGGCCAAGGCCGUGCCAUUAUCUGGGCACCGGGAACACAUCAAUAUCCACAAGGUGCGGGAGAAUGUGUUUCAAGAACACCAGACCCUCAGGGAGAAAGAGCUGGAAAUGGGACCCAAAGCCUCUCCUGGCUACGGAGGGAAGUUUGGCGUGGAGCAGGACAGGAUGGACAAGUCAGCUGUCGGCCAUGAGUAUCAGUCAAAGCUGUCCAAGUGCUGCUUGCAGGUUGACUCCAUCUGGGGGUUUGGAGGCGAGUUUGGUGUCCAGUUGGACAGAGUGGACCAGAGUUUGCUCAUGUCCAUGGAGUCUGUGAUGCUAGCUGACCAUCUCAUCCUCUGUCGCCCACUUCAUUUGGAUAGAACUGAACAUCUUCCCACUAAAAAACUCUUUAAAAAACAAAAAGGACAGCUUUGAAACAGAGUUGGAAACAUCUAUUUCAAGCCAAGGGCCAAAAUCACACUGAAUAGUGAUGUGUCACAAGUGGUCUCAUUAAAGUCAGGGACAAGUCAAGGAUGCUGUGAUCACCUCUGUUAAUUAUCAAUGCUCUGAAAGUUCUAGAAUAUGCUAUCGAACAAGAAAAUUCAAUAAUAAUUGUGAUAGCUGAAAGAGGGAAAUAAAUUAGCCAGUGAUUGAAGAUGAUAUAAUGGCCUACCUGAAAAACACAAAAGUAUCAGCUGAAACAUGGUAAUAAUAGAACAGCUCUGUCAGGGAGUCAGAUGCUAACAACUCUCCAGAGUUAUUGUUGGCAAAAGAAUCAGUGUAAUUCCUGGAAAUCGCAGUGGAGAAAGGCUGCAAUCAA